Molecule: messenger RNA, 1400 nt
Organism: Lotus japonicus
Lineage: Eukaryota; Viridiplantae; Streptophyta; Magnoliopsida; Fabales; Fabaceae
Product: microtubule-associated protein RP/EB family member 1B-like
Exons: 8
Coding region: 326-1177 (283 amino acids)
Biological process (GO): thigmotropism; protein localization to microtubule plus-end; spindle assembly
Cellular component (GO): microtubule plus-end; microtubule organizing center; spindle midzone
Molecular function (GO): microtubule plus-end binding
Source: RefSeq, a predicted model, not a curated record
UUCGCGAGAAUCCCCAUGCCCCAUUGUUACAACGUUGGUGUCCUCUCCUCUCCUCUUUCGGAUUCAGUUUCGGUUUCUGUUUCUGUUUCCGUUUCCUCUCUAUCAAAAUCAAUCAAUCAAUCCAUUUUCACCGUCCAUUCAAUUUCCCUUUCUGUUUCCCUUUUUUUCCCAAAAUAAAAAUCAAAACUCUCUUUUAAACUUCCUCAGAUUUCGCCCCAGAAUCUUCACCCCAUUAUUGUUUUUUCUUUUUUUCCAAUUCAAAAACUUGCUUGUUCUCUUUGGUGGUGGGGGUUCUUGUUCUCUUGUUCAUUGUUCUGGUUCUUCAAUGGCGUCCAGUAUUGGCGUGAUGGAUGGUGCGUACUUUGUCGGCAGGAAUGAGAUUCUUAGUUGGAUCAACAAUCGCCUUCACCUUAACCUCUCUCGCAUUGAGGAGGCGGCAUCUGGUGCCGUACAAUGCCAGAUGAUGGACAUGACAUUUCCAGGGGUUGUUCCAAUGCACAAGGUGAAUUUCGAUGCAAAGUCAGAGUAUGAUAUGAUCCAAAAUUACAAAGUUCUGCAGGAAGUGUUCAACAAACUGAAAAUUGAGAAGCAUAUUGAAGUUAGCAGGCUUGUUAAAGGUCGGCCAUUGGAUAACUUAGAGUUCCUACAGUGGAUGAAGCGUUACUGUGAUUCUGUCAAUGGUGGCAUUAUGAACGAGAACUAUAAUCCUGUGGAGCGUAGGUGUAAGGGUGGAAAGGACCGAAAUAAUAGGAGUUUAAAAAGUGCAAAGUCGCUGCCGGUAAAUACUAUGAAUAAUUCUGGUUCAGGCCAUACACUCAGUCCAAAUAAAACCUGUGGACCCAAACAAUCAAGAUCAAGUGGAGGAGCAGGUGCGGCUAGCUCAUUGGCGGAGAUUCAGGCUUUGUCCAAGCAGGUUACUGAUCUCAAACUCUCAGUGGAUCUCUUGGAAAAAGAACGAGACUUUUACUUUUCAAAACUAAGGGAUAUAGAAAUUCUUUGUCAAACUACAGAACUGGAGAAUGAACCUAUGUCUGUAGCAGUUAAAAAGAUUUUGUAUGCCGCUGAUGCAUCUGAAUCACCAUUAGAGGAAGCUCAGGAGUACCUUAAUCAAACUUUGCAUGCUGUUGAAGAAGAACCAGAACCCGAACCAGAACCAGAAACUGAAACUGAAGCUUGAUCACUCUGAAAACUCCUUGUCGAACAAGCUCAGUGCAAUCUGUGAUGAUGAUACUGGUAAUCCUCCCCAUGCAAUGGCCAUAAAAAGUGCCAUGUAAUUUAAUCACAUAGUUGUAGCUAUUAUGAUGCUUUUUGUUUUGUUCUUGUAAAAGCGUGGAUGGAUAAUCAGAUGAUAUUCUAGCUGAUCUUUCCAUGAAUAAAGCUCAUCUCAUCUUCCUUUUUCA